AUGGGUUGGAGAGAUUUAGAACAUUUGGGAAACGGGGAUUGUGAUAAAGACAAAGAUAAAAACGCCGAGUCGGAGGAGAACGUGAAGACAAAAAAUGGGGAGGUUGAGAACACGAUAAAUGGGGAUGUUGAGAAGAAGGUACAGAAGGAAGAUGAAAGAAAAACGAAUGACAACAAUGCCGGUGAGAGUGAGGCUAAGAACGACACAGCGAAAAUUGAGAAACCAGCAGUUAAAUCCGACAAAGAAAGCGAAGCAUACCUCUCUACUUCAACAACGACUGCGACUCGAGAAAAAGGCAAGAUGGCACAUCCGAGACAAAAGAAAUAA
Messenger RNA from Paraglomus brasilianum, 327 nucleotides. The record is from the annotation of a GenBank genome assembly. NCBI's taxonomy places the organism in Eukaryota, Fungi, Glomeromycota, Glomeromycetes, Paraglomerales, Paraglomeraceae.